CUGAAGCUUGACCCUACACCCGCUGCCGCCCCCACUCCUCCAGCGCCGUCUCUCUCCCCUUCCCCUCCAGCCACUCCAGCGCGCCGCCUCCAUCCCCAAUCCACCGCCGCCUCCGGCCUCCUCCAUCGUUCCAGCGCUGCCUUGUCGACGUCCAGCCGCCCCCUCGCCGUCCAGCCACUCCAGACCCCCUUGACGUCCAGCAACUCCAGCGCCGCCUCUCUCCCCAUCGACCGGCGCCUCCCUCGUCUUCCAGAUCCGCCCCACCGCCUCGUCCUCCUGUUUCCCUCCCAGCCCAGCGCCUCCCAACCAACGUGCAUUGCUCAAGCAAUACACAGAAAAAGGUCUUACGAAAUCAGGAAGGUGUAGCCCAACGAAGGCCAAGUUUGAGAAGUGACAGUGCCGCAACACAACCCUCUCCAUUGACAGGUCCACUGCGCCCGGAAGUCUUAUACACACAGCCGGCCAUGUGCACACCACAAACAGCCUCCGGCCGCAUCCGGCUGAACGUCGGCGGGCAGGUGUUCGAGACGACGGCCGACACUCUCAGAGGCGCAGGCGAGGGAACCAUGCUCGCCGCCAUGUUGGAACCCUGCUGGAAUGCCGGCGCCACCGGGGGCGUGCCCGAGUACUUCAUCGACCGCGACCCGGCCUGCUUUGCCUCGCUCCUCAACAUGCUCCGCACGGGCGAGCUGCAUGUCCCGGCCGGCGUCCCGGAGCGGAUGCUCUUCCAGGAGGCGUCCUACUACGGCCUCCUCGACCGUGUCCGCGCCACUCGCAUCGGUGAGCUCGACCUCAGCAGGACCCGGCUGGCGGCAUCCGUGCCGCCGGGGCGGGCGCCGGUGGACCGCCCGGCCGUCCGCGCAGCGCCAGACGGAGGGUGCUGCGUCACGCAUGGCCCCAUCGUGCGGGUCUACAACUGGAUGCUCGAGGAGCGUCAGCCAGUCUGCCUCACGCCUGUUGAGCCGGUCCGCGAUGCUGUCUACCUCAGCGACACCACGCUCCUCGUUGGGGGACGUGGCAUGGCAGCAUUCUCCGUGCUCACCGGCGAUCUGAGUCACCACUUCCGCAUAGCGCACGAGGGCAAGAAGACAGCUCGGCUUUUUAACGCGAGGGCGCUGGCCUUUGACCAGCAAACAAACGUCUUUGCUAGCUGCAACAACUCGGGCAUAACUCCAGAAAUUGGCUACGGCAUCGGUGUUUGGGACUGCAUCACCGGCGAACAAACAAGCUAUUUCUUUGACCGGAAGUACGUCUACGCUCUGACCGACGCCAGCAAGCUUCAGUGGUUGGCAAGCACCAACGCUCUCAUGGCGGUCAAGGCAUGCUUACCGAAAGAUGCUUUUUCACCGUCUUCCAUCACUCUGGUGGAUUUCCGGGAUAUGAGUGUUGUGUGGUCAUGGUCCGUCGGCAGCCGGAGAUUGGAUGAAAAGCAUGUUGCCGAUGCCGUCGUGAUGGAGGACGAGAGGUCGGUCCGCUUGAUCAGCCAGAACCAUGAUCUCGGGUUCCUCGACAUCCGUUCUCGGGGCUCUUUCCAGCAGCCGUGGACAUAUCAGAGCAAGGCGACGACUCCGAUAUGCUAUCCGAAGCUCGCCGUGCAUGGUGGGCUGCUCUUAGCGUCCAAGGAUGACACCAUCUCGGUAUAUGGCGGCCCAAAUCAUGACCACCUGAGGCUGGCGCUGCGUGGGAGCCAAGGCGGUGGCGCCAUUGCCGACUUCUCGGUUGGGGGCGACCGUCUCUUCGCGGUGCAUCAUGAGGACAACGUGCUGGAUGUGUGGGAGACACUGCCACCUCCCAUCGCCUAAUAUUUAGGCUAUCGUCAUUGAUCUACAUUCGUACCAGUCUACCGGGGCUUGGAUAGUGAGCCGGCUUGAGAUCGUAAUAUAUAUUUGUGCUUUGGUGAUGAAUUGCUGGGUGGUUAGUUGUACGUCUGAGAAGAAGAUGAACUGAGGUAAGAUGAAGUGUUUAAUUUGAGUCGCACCUGCUUAAUUAGUUUUUUUAGGGGUACCUGCUUAAUUAGAUUAACUGAGGUAAGAUGAAGGUAGACCUCACUUGCCAGCACUCCCCUAUAACUUAUGGGUUCUAGUCAGCACAUUGAGAAUUAAAUUAGGAUUUGAUCACCCGUGAGUGAUGCUAUUUUUGCUUCUAAUUUUAUUCUCCGUUACUGAAUACUAGGACCUUUUUUCUUAGUUUUCAUGUUAUAACAAAAUCAAAGUUGGUAGCGUACUUGCUGCAUUCAAGACUA
This is a messenger RNA of Triticum aestivum (bread wheat), 2242 nucleotides long. RefSeq names its product BTB/POZ domain-containing protein At2g24240. Lineage: Eukaryota; Viridiplantae; Streptophyta; Magnoliopsida; Poales; Poaceae. The coding region runs from base 465 to 1802 and encodes 445 amino acids. Gene Ontology annotation, biological process: protein homooligomerization. The record is from RefSeq and is a predicted model, not a curated record. The transcript has 2 exons. Gene Ontology annotation, molecular function: protein binding.